AUGACGGCGGAAGAAAAGGAACCCGUGAAGGGCGCUGAAAUUAAACUCAUUGUUAAAUUGCCUGACUUUGUAGUCGCUUUGAGUGGCUCCAAGAAGCAGCAACAAAGCAACAACGAAUUGGAAUUCCACUUUACCAAUACUUCCAAAGUUCAAAAUGUCCUUGAUGUUCUGGCGGUCUCUAAGUCAACUAGGUAUCUAACUAACGUCGAUUUGAAGGUGGGUAAGACGAUUUUGAAGGACAGUGAUACACUAGGUGAUAUCGCUGGCAAUGACGAAAUCUUGAAAAUACAAUUACAACAUAGACCUUACACCACGAGAGAUGCUUUAAAGCAUGUAUUGACUUUGCGUGAGUAUCUGGGGUUCUCUCCGGAAACCAUCGACGGGUUAUCUGAAUUUGCGGUCUCGACAGGCUCCAAGUUUUAUGAAUUGCCAUUAUCUGAAGUUCAUAGAAAACCCAUUAGUGAUAAAGAAGCCUCAAAGGAGGAGGAACAAUCUAAGAAGCUCGAAAUCAAUGUUACUGAAGAAGAAAAGAUUCAGUUCAGCAAGCUAGUUCGCGAGAUUUUUGAUUCUGUCAAAUACUCGUCAGCGAUCGAUGUCAACUCAACUGAAGGCACCAUCAUUACACCUUUACUACGUUCAUUGCACCUGUCAGCAUACAACCCUGUCCCCUCCUUUUACAGAACUAAAGGGCACCUGUUGUACUUGCAAGCCGUGACACUAGAAGGUGAAAGCUUACAGAUCACUGCUGUACCAUCUGGUUUCUAUGUUAACAAGUCGACUGUAUCUAAGUUCGACCCCUCUCCUAAAGAAUCUGAGGACCACUUUCAAAAUGGAACUAAAAAGUCAUUGUUCGACCUGCUUUGUUGCAAUUCAAAAAAGCUGGCGGGUCGUGUCGAGAGUUUCGAGAAAAAAGUUAGCAAGCUAGACCCUGCCACGUAUGUCAAACCGGUCAGUACCUUGUUGCAUAAGCCAUGGAUGGUCUCAACUCUGCCUUCCGACAACGGCGACUACAUGCGUUUGCAACUAGACGCGCUGAACUUCGAUGCCGAAAGAAACUUCAAUGAUGAAUUUCAAGCUAUCAAGGACUUGCCCAUCCAGAACCUUCAAUCACGUAUGGAUUCGGAAAGGUUACUGAGUAAAAUCGUUCACGAGUUCUCGAUCGCUGCUACCAAGGGCGCAAUGUCCAUCUUCUAUCAGGAUAUUCUAUCCAUGAAUCCCGAAGCCCCAAAGGAGGAACAAAUUUAUUUGAAGGAGGGUAUUUUCUAUUCAUACGUGUCUGAUGUUAGUGGAAGCUAUGCCAACAAAGGUGGUGAUGAAGCUGCAAUCGCAGCCUCGAACCAGGACUUGCGUACUAUUAACCUUUUGAAUCGUUUGAACACUCAGGAUGUCCGUUACCUCUUGACUGCUAUCGUUGAUUUUGCGGGCAACAGAGUAUUAGCUCAGACUCCAGUCCCAGGUUUAUUGAACACAAUGGGAACUCAGGUGGUUGAAGAUCCAGAAACAGGUAAAGAAGUUAUUGAAGACUUGCCAAAUGAAAUCACCGUCAACUACGGGUACGAUGAAGCCUCGGACAAAGUUAUCGGUAACGAGAAAUUUGAUAGCAUCAUUCAAAAGGAAUUUAGUAAAGUGUUCCACAUAACCUCUCGCGAUGUUGAUGGCGCUCAAAUGUCAUUUUCUUCUCAGUCCAAGGGUAUUAUUGGCUUCGAUAAAAGACAUUACAUCUUGGAUUUGGCAAAUACUUAUCCAUUAGAUAUUAAUUUCGUGAACGAAAAUUUCGAUGGUAUCGAUGAAAGUAAACGCUACCCACACAGACAAACCUUAAUUCGUCCUGAACUGGUUGAAAAGUGGUGGCAUUACAAGAGAGAAGAGGAAGGUUUGGACUACAAGACCGCCUAUGAAGAAAACAAGUAUACGUUCAACCCAGAUGCUUAUCAAGUUGAAGGCGUUGAAGACUCCACAGUCAAUGAAAUAUCCAGUUAUCUGCGUGAUGUCGUCUUACCAAGUCUUGUGGAAGAUUAUGCUGCCGGUAACGUUGCCGCCCCUUACAAUGGAGAGCACGUCGUUGACACAUUGCACAUCAACGGUAUCAAUGUUCGUUACUUAGGUAAAGUGAUUCAGUUGGCUAAAGAACUGCUCGCUAAGCAGACUGCCGAAUACGAAGAAAGGCUGCAAAAAAUUGUUAAAGGCAACAAGGAGCACGAGGAAUGGGAGAAGUCUUACCUUGAGAAGAUUGAAAGUUUAAUCAAAGAGAGACAAGAAAAGAUCAACAAAUACGUCCAAGAAGGCAAGGAGGUUCCUAAAGAACUCACUGAGAACUUAAAGUUGGAUGAUAACGAUAUCAGAAAACCUACAAAAGAGGAUCCAUUUAUCAUCAACAAAGAUGAGCUUCUGCCAUUGAUUCACAUGUCCGAAAUCGAGAUUUUUGCAAGAUCCGUCAAACACGUUUUGAGGAAAUACAGCAAGACUCUACCUAUUUCAAUUGUUCCAUCAUUGGUUGCGUUUUUCUUUAACUUGCUAUUUGGUGUCGAUUAUAAUGCCUCGCCAUCUAUCGAAACAGUCGACGAGUCUUACAAUGCCAGCGAAUUUUCCUUUGCGCUCUUGACACGUUCAUCUCUAUUGGCGGAGAUUAAAGAACAAGCCUUCCUUCGUUUCCGGUAUAAAAUUCCUGAGAACUGGUUCCCUCAACAAAAGGGCUCACCUUUUGCGCUAAUAAGAGCAAUCUGUUACAAGUUUGGUAUCCAAAUUCUAAACAAGCAAUACUUCUUCACUAAAGAUGACUUUGAGUCUUUCAGACAAUCUCAAGAUAAAAAGGUCAGAAACAAGCUAUCCGCUCCAGUCAACACUUUCUCUGCUAAUGAUUUGACAGUUAUUCCUCGCGUCAAGAGUACCGAAUACAGCUCAAUUGUAAGUGAUGAGCUAUGGGCCGAAGGUGCUGCAACCAUCGAGGAAGAUCAAAAGUUAGCUUUACAAUUCCUCUCCCAAGCCAUUAGUGUUAAAGAGGAUGCUUCGACAAGCUUGCAUCAAUCUCUAGCAGAGAAGUAUCUAUCUUUGUCCACAAUUCACAACAGUAUUGGCCGAACGCCAGAAGCAGUUGCUUUCGCUCGUAAAGCAUGCACGAUUUAUGAAAGAGUUUGUGGUAUCGAUUCAUUUGAGACUCUGCGUGCGCUAUCAAACUUGGCGAUCUUAGAGCUUUCUAACAACAGCCCAUGUAAUGCGGCCUUGGUUUACAAGAGGAUUGUUGAAACUGCUCAAGCUUUCAAGCUGACUGCUGUAAAUCACCCUAUUGUCAUUAGUGCUUUAAACCACUUGGAGCAAUUGGCAUUAGGAAUCAAUGACGCGAAGUUGGCAAUUGAAAUCUUGAAGAAAUUGGGUGAACUGGUUGUUUCUUUGGACGGAGAAAAAUCCUUGGCUUAUGGUUACCUCGAAUCGCGUAUUGGUAACCUUUACGCGACCAUAAAUGAUUUGCCCCAUGCGUUGGAACAUAUUUCUGUGACACAGGAGAUUUUCGUUAAGGAGCUAGGUAUGAACCACGAAUUAUCUGCUCAAUCCAAACAAUGGAAUGAAGGUUUAACCAACUUAAUCAAGAAUAAGCAACAGCAGAAAGUCUUGGAUAGUCAGAAGGCAGCCGCAAACGGAGCGCAGUCUCAGAAGAAACAUUCCAAUGGUAAGAGUGAACAAUCUAACCCCGAAUUAGCCGACAAAUCCGUGGAUGAAUUGUUAAACUUCAUUGAAGGUUCUCACGAUAAGGCAACAUCAACUUCGAAGGGUAAGAAGAAGAACAAGAACAAGAAGAAAUGA
Molecule: messenger RNA, 3798 nt
Organism: Torulaspora delbrueckii
Lineage: Eukaryota; Fungi; Ascomycota; Saccharomycetes; Saccharomycetales; Saccharomycetaceae
Gene: CLU1
Product: translation initiation factor 3 subunit CLU1
Exons: 1
Coding region: 1-3798 (1265 amino acids)
Biological process (GO): intracellular distribution of mitochondria
Cellular component (GO): cytoplasm
Molecular function (GO): mRNA binding; protein binding
Source: RefSeq, a predicted model, not a curated record